Microbotryum saponariae is the source of this 596-nucleotide messenger RNA. NCBI's taxonomy places the organism in Eukaryota, Fungi, Basidiomycota, Microbotryomycetes, Microbotryales, Microbotryaceae. The record is from the annotation of a GenBank genome assembly.
AUGAGUGACAGCACUCGCAUCCCACCCACCCCUGUGACGAUCAGCCCAGACACGCCGACGCCUCAUUUCGACGUCGACGAGAUGCGCCGGAUCUUUGAGGCCGAUCAAAGUCACGACAACGAGCAGAUGAACAGUUCGUUCCUCCAUCUAAAAUCACAGACUUCUACUGAUGGACUGAUAAGACCGGAAACAGCACUCCUGGCCGAGUUUGAUCAGCUGAUGAAGGACUUUGAAGUGUGGAGUCAUGCGCACGUCUCGCGCCGAGCGAUCGAGGACCAGAUGGACUUGGAAAACAUGGCACAAGAACUCGCCAAGGAAGAAGAGCGGAACCGUACGUUCAAAUGACAGAACACCUCUUCGCCAACUAACUCCGCACGAUUGUCUUUGACUGAUCUACAAGAGUACAUCGGCCACAGAGCAGCAAAAGAACUCGAUUGCUGCGUACGUCGUACAACCGAUAGGCGUCGCACCUUGCAGGCACAAGUCAACGCUAACUCGUACAUCGACUUCUCAGCCUAAUGAGGUCCAUCGUUGGAGCCGUCGAAGCUUUUCGUCAAGACAAAAUCGAUGUGUCGCCAGUUCCAACCCAAGAUUGA